This is a messenger RNA of Melanaphis sacchari, 1630 nucleotides long. Its product is annotated as alanine--glyoxylate aminotransferase 2-like. Bases 150 to 1502 code for a protein of 450 amino acids. Gene Ontology annotation, cellular component: mitochondrion. Lineage: Eukaryota; Metazoa; Arthropoda; Insecta; Hemiptera; Aphididae. The transcript has 8 exons. The record is from RefSeq and is a predicted model, not a curated record. Gene Ontology annotation, molecular function: pyridoxal phosphate binding; transaminase activity.
ACCAUUUCAUAGAUCUAUGAGUAUGUAGUUAAUUUAUCAACGUGCAGUAUUAAAACGCUUGUGGACAGAGCUGUAUGCAUUAUUGGUAUUAAUCAGUUUAACUAGAUAAAUUCUUAAUACUUAGGAAUAUUCUAUUGAAUAAAUUGACAAUGGAAAAUAAAAACUUCACACUUGCCGAAACUAUCGAUCUACGUAAUAAAUAUAUCGGGAAAUCUUGCGAAUUGUAUUAUAAGAAGAGCCCUUUGAAAAUCGUUCGUGGUCAUGCACAAUAUUUGUACGAUCAAGAUGGAAAAGAAUAUUUGGAUUGCAUCAAUAACGUUAUCCAUGUUGGUCACUGUCAUCCAGACGUGGUGAGAGCGGGUGUGGAGCAAAUGCAACAGUUGAAUGUCAACAGCAGGUUUCUGCAUGAUAAUCUGGUGUUGUGUGCGAAGAAGCUUGUAUCGAAAAUGCCAGAACAAUUAUCAGUUUGUUUUUUCGUCAAUUCUGGUUCCGAAGCAAAUGACUUGGCAUUGAGAUUGGCUCGGCAACACUCCGGAAACACUGACAUAAUCACUCUGGAUCAUGCGUACCAUGGUCAUUUGAAUUCACUAAUUGAUAUUUCACCAUAUAAACUAAAUUUGCCAGGAGCACCAAAAAAACCAGAUUACGUGCACAUAGCUCCUGUUCCGGAUGUAUAUAGAGGUAAAAUUAGAGCUGACGAUCAUCCCGAUGAGGAUAUAGGAAAGUUGUAUGCAUUGGAAGUUAAAAAGAUUAUUGAUCAAAAUGUGAUCGAACAACGUGGUCAAAAAGUAUGUGCUUUUAUAGCAGAAAGCUUACAAAGUUGUGGUGGCCAAAUUAUAUUACCACAUAAUUAUCUACGAAAUGUUUACAAAUAUGUAAGAGAAGCCGGCGGUGUGUGCAUUGCUGAUGAAGUUCAAGUAGGAUUUGGUCGAUCGGGUUCGCAUUAUUGGGCGUUCCAGAUCGACGGAGCGGACAUUAUACCCGAUAUCGUGACUAUGGGCAAGCCCAUGGGCAAUGGACAUCCAGUUGCAGCCGUUAUCACUACAGAAGCAGUAGCCCGUAGCUUUGAAGCUACUGGCAUUGCAUAUUUCAAUACGUAUGGUGGGAAUCCUGUAUCGUGCGCCAUAGCAAUCGCUGUCAUGAAAGCCAUUGACGACGAAAAUUUGAUGGAAAAUGCCAAAGACGUGGGCGGGUAUCUGUUAUCUAAACUCAAAAAUAUGCAACGGAAGUUUCCGGACGUGAUCGGUGAUGUCCGCGGUUUCGGACUGUUCGUUGGUAUUGAACUGAUAAAGGAUCCGAAAACUAAGGCUCCGGCCACGGCAGAAACCCGAGAGAUCGUUGACAGAAUGAAAAGCGUUGAAAGAGUAUUGAUUAGCUGUGAUGGACCUGAUUCAAAUGUCAUCAAACUUAAACCACCAAUGGUGUUCACCAGAGCCAAUGCCGACCAAUUACUUAAGCCACUUGAGGCAAUGAUAUCAGAAAUCAGGACACAGCGGUUUUAAAGGCUGUGAUUUAUUUUUUAUUGCUAUUUGCUUAAUGUUUACGUAGUUCGAUGAAUUUGUAAUAAUUUUAUUUUUUAGAUAGCUAGGGUAUCUUAUGCUUAUUUAUAAAUAUGUACAUAUAUAUGACG